CUGGGCUGCAACAGCAACCAUGGCCGCCGAUCCGCCGAAACCCUCCUCUGAUCCCCACCCGGAUCCGGCGGCGCCGGCGCCAUCCCGCAGCUGCCGCCGCCGCCGCCUGCCCUUAGCCACGGUGGGGAUCCUCGUCGCCCUCGGGCUCAACCUCGCGCUCUGCCUCCGCCUCCGCCGCGGCGGCGGCCACGACCUCGCCUUCGUCGUCCUCUCCCACCUCAACCUGCUCCUCCUGUUCCUGUCCCUGCGCCGCUUCGAGCGCACGCCGCCAGGGUCCGCGGCGCGGGGCCGGGCCAUGCUCGCCGUGUGGCUCCUCACCGCCACGCUCACCGCCGCCUUCACCUGGAAGAUCGGCGCGCUCAUGCCGCUGGCCUUCGCGGUCGCGGCGUGGGUCAUGGCCGCCGCCACCGUUCUCGGUGGCUUCUGCAUGCUGUUCCUCCUCCAUGGCGACAAGUGAUGGAGAUCUAUGUGCUGGUCUCAAGAUUUGGAGCAAGUAUGUUGUUUGUACCCUGCUUAGCUCUGAUGCAGAGAAUUUCAGACUGACCCACAUCUGUCCGCGACAUAUGAAUGAAAAUAAUUAAAAUGUAAGCGGUGGAUGGCUUCGUCUGAUUUCUUCUGGGUUCUGUUGUUUUCACCUGGAACAAAUUAAAUCUUUCAGUCUCGCUUUCACCUGUCCACUUGAACAUAUAUACUAUGCAAAGUGCUGGACAUGGAGCGGAUUUUUCAUU
Molecule: messenger RNA, 728 nt
Organism: Sorghum bicolor (sorghum)
Lineage: Eukaryota; Viridiplantae; Streptophyta; Magnoliopsida; Poales; Poaceae
Exons: 1
Coding region: 20-457 (145 amino acids)
Source: RefSeq, a predicted model, not a curated record